AUGGCCAUUCAGGUCGGAGCCUGCAGAGUCUGCGCCGAGGGCACCAACACGUUCCUCGCCAAAAACAAGAGCAUCUACGCCUACAGCUCGGCGAUCGGGCACAAUGGCAACACCACCUUCACCAUCAAUAUCGCCGGCGACCCACGCACAGCCAAGUACAAGUCACUCUUUUCCCACGGCCUGGGAGAAGUGCAAGGAAUUUGGAGUUCCCGUACCACCUCACCCAAGCAGGGAGCGCAACAUCAUCUACUGCUCUAA
Molecule: messenger RNA, 258 nt
Organism: Chaetomium globosum CBS 148.51
Lineage: Eukaryota; Fungi; Ascomycota; Sordariomycetes; Sordariales; Chaetomiaceae
Exons: 1
Coding region: 1-258 (85 amino acids)
Source: RefSeq, a predicted model, not a curated record